Molecule: messenger RNA, 2430 nt
Organism: Oncorhynchus kisutch (coho salmon)
Lineage: Eukaryota; Metazoa; Chordata; Actinopteri; Salmoniformes; Salmonidae
Product: collagen alpha-1(VII) chain-like
Exons: 43
Cellular component (GO): extracellular matrix
Source: RefSeq, a predicted model, not a curated record
AUAGCAGUUGUGCACUACAGUGAUGAACCAAGGAUAGAGUUCAAACUGAAUGAUUACAAGAACAGGAACUCUGUCCUAAAGGCUCUGAGAGGAGUACACUAUGGAGGAGGCAACACCAAAACAGGGAAGGGUAUGAGCUACGUUCUGAAGGAGCUGUUCCAAGAAUCUCUGGGGAUGAGGCAGGAGGUGCCUCAUGUCUUGGUGUUGCUGACAGAUGGCCGGGCCGUGGACGAUGUGGAGCAACCCUCCAGGAUCGCACAGGCUUAUGGUGUGAGUGUGCUGGCCAUCGGGGUGGCCAAUGCAGACAUGGACGAGCUGAAGAAGAUAGCAUAUCCAGCCAGCUACCAGAACAUCUUCUACGCCAGGGACUUUGAUGACUUCUCCUCCAUAGAGAGAGAGUUCAUCAGCAACAUCUGCAGCGAGGCGCUGCUCUCCGAGUUCAGACAACACGACGAGUCUGCCCAGCUGGACACUCCAACUGAUGACCCUGAUGAGCUGACCAAACCCCAGGGCCCCUGCUCCUUACAGUGCAAGGGGCAGAAAGGUGAAAAGGGAGAUGGCUCUGGUAAUGGUGGACUGAGACUCCAGCAAAACACUGCGAUGUUUGAGUCAAUUGGCCUCAAGUCCAAAGGAGAGAAAGGAGAGAGAGGACUUCCUGGAACAGAUGGUGUCCCCGGGUUGCCAGGACGACCAGGACGAACCGGACCCCCAGGUUCAGCCGGACAACGGGGUUUAGAAGGUGUUCCAGGUGAUCUGGGGCCUCCUGGUAUCACUGGUCCAAAAGGCCAGAGAGGAGAGAGGGGGGAGCCUGGGUAUGUCAUAGGGGGCAUAGGAGACGGCCAUUAUGCUCCUGGACGAAAGGGAGAGCCUGGAUCAUCAGGACCCCAAGGGGCUCCGGGUGUACCAGGGGUCUCUGGACCCUCAGGCCUGCCUGGACAGUCAGGUUCACCUGGGUCCUCAGGGAUAUCUGUUAAGGGGGAACAUGGGGAGGCAGGUGCUAAAGGUUUGCGUGGGAAAGCAGGGGCCAAAGGAGACAAAGGAGAUCAUGGUAAAGAUGGCCAAGCAGGGUUACCUGGUCCCAUUGGAAUUGAUGGUGUUCCAGGCUUCCCAGGUCAAAUGGGAUAUAAGGGAGAGGAGGGGAUCGGGGUUCCCGGUGUCCAGGGGCCUCGUGGAGAGCCAGGGGAGAAGGGAAAUAUAGGCCUAUCAGGACCUGAGGGACUAAAGGGAGAGGCUGGUGUUCAAGGGAUACAAGGGGUUGUCGGACCACGGGGGAAGAAGGGAGUGAAAGGCAUCCAAGGGGAUAAGGGCGAUCGAGGAGAGGUGGGGCCUAUGGGAACACAGGGAGUGACAGGCUUUGCGGGGGCUCUUGGCCAGAAGGGUGAUGAGGGACGGAGAGGAGUUCCUGGUGACCCAGCCAAAGGGAUCCUUGGUCCCACAGGAAAGAAGGGUACCAGGGGUGACAUUGGUCCCAUCGGUCCGACUGGACCCCAGGGAGUAAAAGGGGUCCAAGGAGUCAAAGGAGAGAAGGGUAGUCCUGGGUUCGGCAUUCCUGGACAGCAGGGACCAAAGGGAGAAAACGGUGAAAGGGGAAAUGUUGGCUUGUCUGGGAAACCUGGACCCAAGGGGCACGAUGGCUCUAAAGGGGCAGGGGGAACUGUUGGGGUCCCCGGGAAUCCCGGAGCACCAGGACUAAGAGGUAAAGAUGGUGUGCCUGGAAUCAAAGGAGAAUCAGGACUACGGGGAGAGCAGGGACCAGCGGGUGAGCCUGGUGAGAGAGGAACAAGGGGCCCUCUGGGGUUACCGGGACGACCAGGGGACCCAGCAGAGAAAGGAGAUACCGGGAACAUUGGUUUGCCUGGAACGGAGGGAAAGAAAGGAGAGCCUGGAAAACCAGGACCUCCGGGAGGCGCGCAAUUCAGUUCAGACAACAAUAUCCUGACUAGGGUGAUCAAGGGUGAACCAGGACAUCCCGGAGAGCCCGGUCUCAGAGGGGAGACAGGUCUGCCUGGACAAAGGGGUCCUGAUGGAAAACCAGGAUCUCCAGGAACGGGAGGGUCUGUGUCAGGGAGAGAUGGUCUGGAUGGGUUACCAGGAAAACCUGGAUCCAAGGGUGACCCAGGAAAGACAGGCGAGGCAGGAACGAGGGGAGAGAAAGGAGACCAAGGCAGGGUGGGGAUUGCUGGAAUGCCUGGUUUACCUGGGACCCCAGGUAGACCUGGCAUUGAUGGAAGAGAGGUCUGGCUGGAAAAGAUGGAGAGCAAGGACAAAGAGGAGAUGAUGGCAAAAAAGGGUGAUACAGGUGAAUCGGGAACUGAGGGUAAAAAAGGGGAAUUGGGUGCUCCGGGCCACCUGGUACCCAUGUUCUGGUUACUCAACAAGAGGGGUUCUUCAAUAGGCAUCCUACGUGGUUUAUUUGACCCCACCAAGUAA